AUGGAGCAGCCCCAUUACGGCCGCACCGGACUGCUUGUGUCUCGUCUAUCAGGCCUGCCCGUUACGCAGCCCCGCCUCAUCACUUCAAGCGACGGUGCAACGUCCACAUCGCGGACACUAAAAUGGCGUCCGUCCUUGCUGACGAUUCCCCAGCAGCUGCUCGAUGCGCUGCGCCGCGAGGACGACGGUGCAGAGGAUGGCUUCAACUCAACAGGGCACAGGUUUAACGACGACCCGACUCUUGUGACGUACUUGCGCGUGGCAACGAUCGCGGAGUUUCUCGAGCGGCGGUGGCGUUACGGGGGAUCUCCCCGACCCGCUGCUUCUCCCCCUCCCCCAUCGAGCGCGUCACCCUCACGCGCGGAGACGUCCGGCUUGUACGCGAGCGUCUUAAAAUGGAGCCGAGGGAAGGUGAACUCGACGAGAAACUCAACCUCGUCUUCAAAUUCUAAAAGCAGCGCCUUCUUCGCGCCUGCGUACAAGCUGCUGGUCAUGAAGGAUGAAAAACGAGUUGUGGAGUACGCGAACAUCACCUGGCGCUCUGUGUGGCUGCUAGGCAAGGAGCCGGUGGUGAACGAUGUGCCGCUGGAGCACCCUUCCUGCUCGGGGCAACACGCGGCGUUGGAGAUGCGCUUUGUGCUGGUAGAUGAAGCACCGCUACAUGAAUGCGUAGAGGCACACACGCAGGGUUCAUCCGCCCCUCACGCUGGACCGCCGCACUACGCUCACGACUCGGAUACUUUGAAGGCGUUGUGCGAGGGAAUGUGGGAGGUGCUGGCGAGUCAACAAGAGGCAGCAGGCGGGGAUGCCUCAGGUGUGUGGACAAUGGAAUUGCAGCUGAUCGACUUGGGCUCCACCAAUCACACCAAGCUGAACGGUGCGGUGGUGCCGGCGAUGGAGCCGACGACGGUGAUUGAGUCUGACGUGUUCGAGUUUGGAUAUUCCACACGGAAGUAUGUGGUGCUGCGCAACGCGUAG
Messenger RNA from Leptomonas pyrrhocoris, 978 nucleotides. RefSeq lists its product as hypothetical. The record is from RefSeq and is a predicted model, not a curated record. Gene Ontology annotation, molecular function: mRNA binding; protein binding. Gene Ontology annotation, cellular component: nucleus. Bases 1 to 978 code for a protein of 325 amino acids. The transcript has a single exon. Lineage: Eukaryota; Euglenozoa; Kinetoplastea; Trypanosomatida; Trypanosomatidae.